AUGAACGUUCCAUUUUUCAGAAACUACUCCAAGCAACAACCAUGGAGCUCUUCCCGGUCCAUUCCGGUUCGACAAACACAACAAAGAUCAUCCCCAAAAGUCAUAUCUGUGCCGGUCCACUUCGUCUCAUCCGAUCAACCACCAACCACAAUAUCGAUGUUAAAGGAUUCAGCAGCACUUCAAAUCCAAAAAGUGUUCAGAGGCUUUGUGAUCAGGAAGACCGUGAAGAAGAUCGCUUCUAUCAGAAAUGAGGUUUACGAAAUUGAACGAAGAAUUGACGAUACGGAAGUUGUUAAUUUGAUUCGUAGGGAUGCGAAGGAGAGGCUGAGGGUGAAUGAAACCCUAAUGUCUUUGCUUUUCAAAUUGGAUUCUAUUCGCGGUGUUGAUUGCGGGAUUAGGGAUUUGAGGAAAGCGGUAACUAAGAAAGUAAUUGCAUUGCAGGAGAAGGUGGAUUCAAUUGCUCAGCCUGAUCACCAAACCCUAGAUUCACAUUCACCUGAUGAAAUCGUUACUCCUGACAAUGUUGGUACGAGUACAUCAGAGCAAGUCACAGAAGCCUCUAAUUCUGUUAACGAGAGAGUUGAAAAUCAUGUCGUUUCGGAAGCAAUUGACGACGAUAAAGAUGGCAGUGCUGUUAGGAAUUGCAAUUCUGUGGAGGCUGCAGAUGUAAUCGGUGAGGUGGACGCCAUGGAAACAAGUCCUGUAAAAUUUGGGGAAAAAGAUGAUGGGCCGAGAGAUGUGCAGAAACGCAAUUGCGUGAAUGAAGACAAGGGAAACAGAGAAAUUCUAGAGAAUCUGAUGGAUGAUAACGAGGAUAUAAAGAGACUGAUGGCUCAGAUAUCUGAGAGGAACGAGUUGCAGACGCGGAUGAUUAACGCGUUAAGUCGAAGAGUGGAGCAGCUGGAGAAGGCUGAGAAACAAAGAAAGAAGAAGAAAACACAUGCUUCUCUAAGGAGGAAGAGAGAUAUAGAUAGUUUGUGUAUUUGA
This is a messenger RNA of Helianthus annuus (common sunflower), 987 nucleotides long. RefSeq lists its product as uncharacterized. The record is from RefSeq and is a predicted model, not a curated record. The transcript has a single exon. Gene Ontology annotation, molecular function: protein-folding chaperone binding. NCBI's taxonomy places the organism in Eukaryota, Viridiplantae, Streptophyta, Magnoliopsida, Asterales, Asteraceae. Bases 1 to 987 code for a protein of 328 amino acids. Gene Ontology annotation, cellular component: plasmodesma. Gene Ontology annotation, biological process: protein folding.